AUGAAAAACACGCUGUGCUCGCCGCAGAUCUGCUCCUGGGACGGCAGCUCGCCGCAAAUCUGCUCCUGGGACGGCAGUGCGCCGCGGACCUACCACUGGGACGGCAGUCCGCUGCAGACCUACCACUGGGACGGCAGUGUGCCGCAGACCUACCACUGGGACGGCAGUUCGCCGCAGGUCUGCCACUGGGACGGCAGUGCGCCGCAGACCAACCACUGGGACGGCAGCUCGCCGCAGAUCUGCUCCUGGGACGGCAGUCCGCCGCAGACCUACCACUGGGACGGCAGUCCGCCGCAGGUCUACCACUGGGACGGCAGUGCGCUGCAGACCUACCACUGGGACGGCAGCUCGCCGCAGAUCUGCUCCUGGGACGGCAGUCCGCCGCAGACCUACCACUGGGACGGCAGUCCGCCGCAGAUCUACCACUGGGACGGCAGUCCGCCGCAGAUCUACCACUGGGACGGCAGUCCGCUGCAGGCCUACCACUGGGACGGCAGUGCGCCGCAGAUCUACCAUUAG
Pollicipes pollicipes is the source of this 519-nucleotide messenger RNA. RefSeq names its product extensin-3-like. The coding region runs from base 1 to 519 and encodes 172 amino acids. The transcript is spliced from 2 exons. The record is from RefSeq and is a predicted model, not a curated record. Lineage: Eukaryota; Metazoa; Arthropoda; Thecostraca; Pollicipedomorpha; Pollicipedidae.